AUGGAGGAUGAAGACUGGGUGGACGUGGGGAUCAUGGUUAAAGAGUGGAAAGAAGAACUUCAAGCUGCUCUACAAAAUAAUGACCAGGCUCUAGCAGCUACAAAGGCUCUGGACUAUAUAGAAAGAUUAAACAAUCUUCCUCUGACCAUUGCAAUCACUGGAGAGGCUGGCUCUGGUAAAUCUUCUCUGGUCAAUGCUCUGAGAGGAAUAAAAAACAAAACAAAAGACGCUGCCCCUACAGGCGUAAAGGAGACCACAAUCGAGCCAAAAGAGUACCCUCACCCACAAAACCAAAAGAUUAAAAUAUGGGAUCUGCCCGGGAUCGGUACCACCAGGUUCACAGCUGACAAAUACCUGCAGCAUGUGGGGUUUGAGAAGUACGACUUCUUCAUCAUCGUUUCCAAUGAUCGUUUCAGAGAAAAUGAUGCAAAACUGGCUCGAGAAAUUCAGAGAAUGAAUAAAAAGUUCUACUUUGUUCGAUCCAAGAUUGACCACAACAUCCAAGAUGAGAAAGACAGUGACCCAGACCUAAAUGAGGAGGAGCUCCUUAAAACCAUCAGGGAUGACUGCACUGAAGGACUUCAGGACCUCGGUAUCAAGUCUCCAAAAGUCUUCUUGGUGACCAGUCUCAGACUUCAGCUGUACGAUUUCAGUCUGCUUUGGAAAACUUUAGAGAGAGAACUUCCUGAACACCAACGAGACGUGCUCCUUCUCGCUCUGCCAAACAUUAGUCAGGAGGUCAUUGAGCAGAAAAAAAAAGCUUUAGGGAGCAGAAUAAAAUGGCUCACUUUAGCGUCUGCAGCUGGAGCAGCUGUACCUGUCCCUGGCUUUUCUGAGGGUCUUGAUUUGACCAUGAUAUUAGCUUUUACGAUACUGUGUCUAAGAUCACUGGGUCUUACUCGUGAGUCGCUGCAGAAGUUGUCUGAAGUUAGUGGGGUGUCUUUAGAGAAUCUCAAAGCAGAGUUAAAAUCUCCUCUGGCAUCAGCAGGUGAGGUAACCAAAGAGCUCCUGCUAAGAGUGCUGUCCAUGUCUGCCACUCACAUUGUAGCAUCAGCUAUUGAGGAAGGAUCCAGGUUUAUCCCAGUUAUUGGAAUACCGAUUGCAAUGGGUCUUUCAAGUUUUACAACCUACAAAGCACUAUAUUACAUACUAAACUCACUGACAGGAGAUGCACAUCGUGUUUUUAUGAGAGGCCUGGCAUUGAACACACGUGUGUAAACAUG
This is a messenger RNA of Periophthalmus magnuspinnatus, 1223 nucleotides long. Its product is annotated as interferon-inducible GTPase 5-like. Gene Ontology annotation, molecular function: GTP binding. The record is from RefSeq and is a predicted model, not a curated record. Bases 1 to 1218 code for a protein of 405 amino acids. Gene Ontology annotation, cellular component: membrane. NCBI's taxonomy places the organism in Eukaryota, Metazoa, Chordata, Actinopteri, Gobiiformes, Gobiidae. The transcript is spliced from 3 exons.